AUGGACAAACUACAGGCAUUCCUCCCUUCUGCGGAGAAGGGCUACCUGCCCUACUACCUGUUUUUCAUCUCCAUCGUGUCCAUGGGCAACUCCCUCCAGAACUACGCCACACUGCACUACACGCGGCGCAUCUACAACGGGCGCUUCGUGCCCAACCACUCGCUCCCCCCGGCGACCGAGCGGUACGACCCGGAAGACAGCACCAGCAUCCUCAAGCCGGCCUCGUCGACGGGCAAGGACGCGGAGAAGGCCAAGGACCAGGUGACGCCGCUCGCCGCCCGCCUCUUUGGCACCUACACCUUCGUGGUCGGCAUCAUCCGCCUCUAUGCCUGCUACCAGCUCGAGAACCCGGGCAUGUACCAGCUGGCCAUCUGGACGCACGUCAUUGCCGCGGUGCACUUCACCUCCGAGAUGCUGGUGCUGAAAACGAUCAACUUCUCCGGGCCGCAGACGUUCCCCUUCUUGGCUGCGUACGGCGGCACCGCCUGGAUGCUGUUGCAGUACAACCACUAUGUGCAAUAA
Thermothielavioides terrestris NRRL 8126 is the source of this 522-nucleotide messenger RNA. RefSeq lists its product as uncharacterized. Gene Ontology annotation, cellular component: endoplasmic reticulum; membrane. The coding region runs from base 1 to 522 and encodes 173 amino acids. NCBI's taxonomy places the organism in Eukaryota, Fungi, Ascomycota, Sordariomycetes, Sordariales, Chaetomiaceae. The record is from RefSeq and is a predicted model, not a curated record. The transcript has 2 exons. Gene Ontology annotation, molecular function: protein-macromolecule adaptor activity.